AUGAAACAUGUCUGCCGGAUGUACCUUCUCAGGUUCUUGAACUUGUGUGGUACAGAUAUCACUGUGAUACCUCCACGUAUCAGCGACCUAGAGCAUUUACAGGCACUUCAUGCUUCUGGCACAUUGCUUUCUGAGCUACCAGGAACUGUGACCAAGCUAGCAAAACUCGAGCACCUGACAUUUAGCAAUAAGGAGGAAUGGUAUACUAUGUGGAGGCCAGGAAAAGGGCUCUCCAAGAUGAAGGCACUGCGUGUGGUGACAAACAUGCUUAUGGAUGAGAACCAUGAGGUUGCUCGUGAGAUUGCUGAACUAGAACAGUUGGAAGAUCUGUGUUUGUAUGUCAAUUGCUCCGACUCCAAUGUUCUCACUCAGCUCGCCAAAUCCCUAAGCAAGGUGCGCUCCCUUCGGUCCCUCAACAUUGGCGACAUUGGUUGGGACGACAACUCCUUGGACUUUAUAAUUGAAAUGAGCCCAUCGCUGUCACUACAUUACCUCAGGAUUGCUGGCGGCAUUUCUGAGUUGCCCGGCUGGGUCAGGUCACUCAGUUCUCUUGCUCAAAUCACCAUUACAUGGGCACGCCUUGUCGAUGACCAACUGUACGACGUCCUAUGCAAGUUGCCCAACUUGAAGAGCAUCAACAUGGGGAAAAUGAGCUACAGUGGCACGGAGCUGGUUGCACGCUCCAGGCACACAUUCCCGGCACUCACAGAUCUCUCACUUAGUGAUGCUGAAGGGCCCAAGAUUAUCCAGUUUGAGGAAGGCUCCAUGGCAAAUCUCGAGACGUUUGCAACGGAUUUUGCAAGCAUGGAGAGGACCAUCAUUGGCAUCCAGCACCUAACGAGCCUUAAAGAGGUCUACAUCGGUGGUGAGAACGACAACGGUUCCCUGGAUCAAGCUUUGAAGCAGCUCAAGUCGGUGAGUCAGAGUCUCCCUAAGCCCAAGCAGUUUCAAACUACAGUCAGAUACAGCUAA
Messenger RNA from Triticum turgidum subsp. durum (durum wheat), 972 nucleotides. Lineage: Eukaryota; Viridiplantae; Streptophyta; Magnoliopsida; Poales; Poaceae. The record is from the annotation of a GenBank genome assembly.